CAGGGCCGCAGCUGGCCUCGUUCUGAGUGCCGCCGCCGCCGCUUUGAGGCGGCGUAGAAUGAGGCCCGCGGCUGCGGCCGCGGCUCCGGCGUUGGCAGGGGCAGCAGCCGCUGAGGCAGCAGCUGAGGUGACCGCGACGGGCGCGCCCCCACCCUUCUGACCUGGAUUAGGCCCAGCAGCUCCGUGGCCGCCGCCGCCCCUUGGGGGGGCGGGGUGGGGAAGUGCUUCGUCUUCCCGCCCCCCCCAUUCUUCGCUCAGCCGGAGGCGACCGCCGCGACCCCAGUAGAGCCCGCGACCCGGCCUUGAGCCCCCACCGCCGGGGUCUGGCAUGAGCGGCGCUUCGGCGGCGCUGGGGAACGGAGGAGCCGCCGCCGCCUGAGCCCCGGCCUGCUGCCCGACCCCACCUCGCUGACAGGCUGACCGCGGAGCGUGCGAACGACCCCGCCACGUUCUUCCGCCCCCAUAUCACACGCCCAGCCCCAGAAGAUGGGGAACUGCCUCAAAUCCCCCACUUCGGAUGACAUCUCCCUGCUUCACGAGUCUCAGUCUGACCGGGCUAGUUUCGGCGAGGGGACGGAGCCGGAGCAGGAGCCGCCGCCGCCAUAUCAGGAACAAGUUCCAGUUCCAGUCUAUCAUCCAACACCUAGUCAGACUCGCCUAGCAACUCAGCUGACCGAAGAGGAACAAAUUAGGAUAGCUCAAAGAAUAGGCCUUAUACAACAUCUGCCUAAAGGAGUUUAUGACCCUGGAAGAGAUGGAUCAGAAAAAAAGAUCCGGGAGUGUGUGAUCUGCAUGAUGGACUUUGUUUAUGGGGACCCAAUUCGAUUUCUGCCAUGCAUGCACAUCUAUCACCUGGACUGUAUAGAUGACUGGUUGAUGAGAUCCUUCACGUGCCCCUCCUGCAUGGAGCCAGUUGAUGCAGCACUGCUUUCGUCCUACGAGACUAAUUGAGCCAGGGUCUCUCAUCUGACUUCAAGUGAACCAUCAUUUUUGGUGGUUUUGAUCUUUUGUCACUGAGCCCAAAGAGCCAGGGAUUAGGAAUUAAGAUCAUGCACAAAAGUUUUCCUAAAAAUUCCUGAAUGGCUGCAGAUGUUGGGGGAAAGUACGUCAUAUUUUAGAAACUUAGGGGAAAAGUAGGAUGGUAUUUUUAUGUAAAGCCUUGACCCAGUGUUUAAAAAUAUAAUUGUAUUUAGAUCUUGUUAUCGCUCCAGUACAUAGGAAUUGUGUAAAGUGCUACAGCAACUGUAUAUGUUUAAAUUGUGUGUGUUGAAGAUUAGGAAAAAGAUAGUGGUUGUUUUCCCUAAAUGAAACAACUUUCUUUUUACCCCUGCCACCCAAAUUCUUUUCCGAAGUUGCUGGCAUUUGGGUCAAGGUUUUAUUAAAAGCUACAUUUUAUAACACUGGCACAAAAAAAAAGUAGUUUUAAGCUUGUUUGCACAGUUAUUUUUUUCCAUUGGAAAUGGAAUUCAUUGCCUUAGGUCUUUUUAAAUAGUGUAUUAUUAUCGUUGGGGCUGGCUCUAUGCUUGAAAACCAGUUUAUUUAUAACCUGUUACAAGUGCUAUAUCUGUUUGCAGUUAGGAAAUGCAGAAUUCAAAGUUAUCUCCUAGCUUGUAAGCAAACUGAGAUGCACUAUCCCUUUUCUAUAAAAAAAUAAGUUAAUGUCAGAAAACCAACACUAAUAAAGUGGGGUUUAAUAUUACCCUUUCCUAUGUUUUAUCUAAUUAUUUUCGUUGUUAAUAUGGUGAUAAUUGAAAGUCAAGGUGAAGUUUUAAGUAUUAAGAUUUCUGAUUUAUUGAGUUUGAUAAUGCCACCAUGCUUAAGUAAAAAUGAAAGUGGAACCAUGAAACUGAAAAGUUUCUCAGUUGUAUCAGUUUUGAUUUAUUCUUUCCUGUAACCUCCUGUUGUCUUGAACCAUAGCAAAAGGAUACUGCAUCUCUUAUUAUCGUAGUGCUGAGGUUAUUGAAGUUAUAUAAAACACAUCUCCAUCUUUGUUUCUUGGAAAGGAUAAGUCCUGCCAGGUGACUGACAAGUCUAAUAAGCAGGGAAGAAUUAAGAGAAAUAUAUUUCAUGUUUUGCACACAAAUGCAGAAUUUGUAUAACCACAUGACUUCACAGUUGUGAUCUCAAAAGAAGGAAUUUCUCCUUUAUCUUUUUCUUGAGGUUAAUGUAAGAACACUCUGAAUCUCUAAGCUUCUGAAGUGUUAGAGGUAGAAAUGGUCUAGUAAGAUGUAGUUGUAGUGUUUUAUCCAUUUAGCAUGUGUUUAUUUUUCCUUAUGUACUCAAAGUAUUUGUUCAGAUCAGUGAUAUUACAGCUAAAAAAUCAUUCAUUAGCAAAAGUAAUCUCAACCUAACAAAUUGGAAAUGUUUCUUAUAUUGAGUUGAAUAUUUGACUCUAACACUUUUCUACAUACAAAAAAAAAAUCUUGAAGGUUCUUCAUAAUUGCAUUAUAGAGGAAUUUAGUAUGUCAUAAAUACUUUAUAAAGAUUUGACAGUCGACUGUAGUAUCCAUAUGUUGGUUAAUUUUCUUAUAAGUCCAUGAUGGAAAGACUUAAAAAAUGAAUUUGGGAAAAAACUGAAAGAAAUUAGAUUAUCAGGUUCUGUUAAAUUGUUAUAUGUAUCUCACUUAAGUUUUUGUUCAUUAAUUUAUGUCCAUCCAAUUACAUAAAGCAAAUUUGGAGGAAACACCUGAAGUUGUGCAAUAUUUUCAGCGAUACUACUUUUUUUUAUCCUUGUGUUUUCUACUUAAACAUGAUGUCUGUCAUCAAGUAUUAUAGUCAGACUCUUUUUUCCUAGAUUGUUAAAAUUGGUAAAUGAAUUUUUUUUUUAAAUCAU
This is a messenger RNA of Manis javanica (Malayan pangolin), 2833 nucleotides long. RefSeq names its product ring finger protein 11 (gene RNF11). The record is from RefSeq and is a predicted model, not a curated record. NCBI's taxonomy places the organism in Eukaryota, Metazoa, Chordata, Mammalia, Pholidota, Manidae. Gene Ontology annotation, biological process: ubiquitin-dependent protein catabolic process. Gene Ontology annotation, molecular function: ubiquitin protein ligase activity. Gene Ontology annotation, cellular component: ubiquitin ligase complex.